Messenger RNA from Penaeus vannamei (Pacific white shrimp), 979 nucleotides. Lineage: Eukaryota; Metazoa; Arthropoda; Malacostraca; Decapoda; Penaeidae. The record is from RefSeq and is a predicted model, not a curated record.
ACUACAGUCAGGCAGGUGGGAACUUGCUGUCACCUUGUACUUAUAAAUCCUUAAAAUUACUUUAGUCACAGAUACACUAGUUUCCCGGAAUAAUACUUAUAACGACCUCAAGACAAAGGAAGAUGGCCAACAAAGUGUUCCUUUUCACCUUUCUUGUGGUGGUCGUUGCAGUCUCUGGCUACGGGAAGGGAGGGAGAGCACGACUCUGCGACCAAAACUGCCAGGACGUCUCCCCCGUGUGUGGCACUGACGGGAAGCUGUACCAGAGCCCAUGCCACCUGGAGAGAGCUGCCUGCCGGGGCGUGAGGGUCACCCUCCACAACGAAGGCCUCUGCCACCACCCCAAAAUAUGCCCAGCAACAUGCCCCUCGUUAUAUCACCCCGUUUGCGGGACCAACGACAAGACCUACCCCAACAUAUGCUACCUCGAGGACGACCAGAUCUGCAAGGGCGUUAACGUGACCAAGAAAUACGACGGUCGUUGUGGCUGCAACCCCAUCGCGUGCACGAAGAUCUACGCCCCCGUGUGUGGCAGCGACGGCAAGACCUACGAUAACGACUGCUUUUUCGAGGCAACUGCUUGCAAGAUUCCAGGUCUGACGAAGGUUCGAGACGGUAACUGCGACUGCUCGCCCCUCGCCGGCUGCCCCAAGGACCUCCGACCCGUGUGUGGCAGCGACGGAAACACCUACGACAACAUCUGCUUCUUCGAGAUCGCCCGCUGCAACAACCCCGCCCUCAUCAAAGUCUCUGACACUACAUGCGAAUGCAACCACGUCUGCACUGAGGAAUAUUACCCCGUGUGCGGAAGUAACGGUGUCACGUAUUCGAACGUUUGUCUGUUGAAAGCUGCAACUUGUGAAGAUUCCUCCAUCUACAAGGUUUCGGACGGAGUGUGCGGUCGCAAGUAUAUACCUAUAAAGAAGGGGUAUUAAGGAGAACAGCCAGAGUUGUGAAGCAUUUUUUUUGUUGUUGUUGU